Messenger RNA from Pelobates fuscus (common spadefoot toad), 5266 nucleotides. RefSeq names its product ankyrin and armadillo repeat containing (gene ANKAR). The coding region runs from base 254 to 4588 and encodes 1444 amino acids. Lineage: Eukaryota; Metazoa; Chordata; Amphibia; Anura; Pelobatidae. Gene Ontology annotation, molecular function: protein binding. The record is from RefSeq and is a predicted model, not a curated record. The transcript is spliced from 24 exons.
CAACGCAGUCAGCGGAAGAUUCGCAAUGUUAUUGCUCUGCUGGGUGAAUGUACUCCCUUUCCAUGAAGAUUCUUCCUGAAGAGCCUGCAAGAAAUGACUGUGGUGGAGCCUUUAGGAAGAAAAAGCAAGCACCAAGAGCCUGAAUUAAUGGAUUACUAAUGUUAUUCUAAUAAAUACUCAAAUAAUUGAUACUGGAAUAUUGGAUUACUUGUUAUUAUUUAUAUUUAAACAUUUAUAAUAAAUCCAAGUGAAAAUGUCGAAGUCUGGGAAAAAAACACCAUCAACAAUUCUGGUCCAGGAUAAUGAUUUUAUGGCUGAAAUGGCAAUUCAGAGGAACGCACAAGACUUCUUUGAUAAAUUUGACCGAAGUGAAAUACAAGAGCUUCUUGCCAAUACCACUAAUAGCUGGCUUGUAUCUAUGGAUGAUGUCCACCUGCCUCUUCAGCUCCCUGGAGGUUUGAUUACCCAGAUAAACAAUCUAACCCAAGAAAAUGUUCUUCUACUGGCUCCUCUAGAACCUGAUGUCAAGUUAGACUGUCGUGAGGUUCACCAGAUAAUAAGAGAGCUGACUAUAGGAAUAUAUUGCUUUAAUCAGAUUCCAUCCAUUAGUUUAGAUGCCAAUUAUGACCGCAGUACAUCAUGCCAACUCCCCCCAGCCUAUUAUGAUACCAGAGUGGGGCAGAUACUGAUCAGUGUGGAUUAUAUGAUUAAAGCUCUGUGGCAUGGAUCCUACAUGGCAAAGGACAAAAGAACCAGAUUCAGUGAAUUGUGGAGGUCCAUCAUGGAUGUUGAUUCAAAUGGACAUCCUCAAACAAAGAAAGAUUUAUUUACAGAGUUCUCCUCAUCAGGUUUGAUUGAUAUUACAAGUGAAUCUGAAUUUGAUGGAAUUUACUCCCAGACAUCAAACUUUGAUCCAACAUAUGACCCUAGUAAUAUGGAUGAAAAGCUACUUUUCAUGGACUACGCUGAUAGCAUGACAAUAAAGAUGACUUGUUUCACUGUUCAAGUCCAGCGGCUUAAAAACCUCUUUGUGUAUGAGGGAUCUUAUCUUCUCUCUAAUGUAAUAAAGCUCACAGAGGAAUUCCUUGACCCUGUAGUGUACCAGCGACUCCAACAAAGACUUUCUGAACAUCAAAAGUUGGUGAAAGGGAAUCUUGAGAAGAAACUGGAAAUACGCAAAAAUAUUGCAUAUCUAAAACUGAUCAGCUUCCUUGUUCCUUUUCUUCUGGGGCUGAAAAAACAGCUGAAAGUGCCAGAUUUAAGUUGUCUCCUGCAACCUUUUUCAGAUGAUAAAGUCAAGACUGAAAGGGAACUUCCCCCACUUAUGCUAGGACAAGAUUUUAAGUGCCAACACUUUAGGUACCCACCAAAUACGUACUUUCACCUCCAUGGGGGAAUUGAGCUUGAUCUGGGAACGCCUUCACUUGAACCUGUAUCUGAAGAAAUUAAGGCAGCUUAUGAAGAAAUAGAGAACACAGCAGUGAGUCAUCUUAAUAAUCUCCUAGAUCUGGAUACCACGUACAUAGAAUAUUACCCCAUUCCCACUAUGGCGUUUAAUGGAACGAGUUAUUAUGCCAUUGCAAUCAAGCUUGAAAACUUCUACCAGACAACACUCAGAAAUAAGUGGUGGGGAGCCACAGGUGGAAUAAUAAGCAAUUUAAAACCUAAAAGACUUCCACUGACUGACAUACAACUCCAUGAGCAAUUUAAGAAGAAGUUUGGUUAUAGGAAAGCUAUUAAAUGCAAGAAUCUAUCAUUUGGUUUAAAAUCUGCUUCAGAGAGAGGACUAGCUGCAAUCUUUCAUACAUUUUGCCGUAAAACACCAAAUUCCAGGCUCAAUGUUAUAGAUGAAGUUGGCUAUGCUCUUAUCCAUCAUGCAGCUAUACACAAUCGUGUGUCUGUUGUUUCUCAGAUAGCCAAAAUUGGUUUGAAUCUGAAUCAAAGGCGCAGUGAUCAUUUUACAAGUCAAGGAAGGACAGGUUUGGGUGCUGUAGCAGAAAGAACAGGACCAACUGCUUUGCACCUGGCAGCACAAUGUGGGUCUUUAGAAGUGCUGUCCUGCCUUCUGGCAUUAAAAGCUGAUUAUCUACUACACGAUAAGCGUGGCUGGCUACCAAUACAUUUUGCAGCCUUCUAUGGUACCAUUCCCUGCAUCAGAGCUCUGUGCAGGAAGGACCCAGCUCUCUUGGAGAUUGAAACAGCAUCUAAAUAUCAUUCCACUCCAUUGUUGCUCACGGCCAUUUCUGGAUCACUUGAUGCCCUUCAGUACCUUUUGUCCAUUGGCGCUAACUGGAAAAAAAUAGAUAGCGUGGAGAACAAUAUAAUUCACUUAGCAGUCCUGUAUUUUCACACACACAUUUUGAAAUAUAUUAUUGAAUUAAACAUACAGGAGCUCCAUGUGUGGCAACACCUUGUAGAUAUGCUGAAGUCUGAAAAUUCCCAUAGAAUAGAAAUGGCAGCAAGGUGUCUGGAGGUCCUCUGUGUUGUGAAGAGAAGCUACUGGGAGGACAUUUACAAAGCAGGAUGCGUUCAAUGUCUUGUUGAUCUUUUGAAAAGUGGCCGUUUGAAUUUGGAGUGUUUGGCUUCAGGAGUUUUAAGCAAUAUAUCAAAUAAUAUUCCUGUCUCAAAGACUCUUGUAGAAUCUGGAGCCAUUCCCGUUCUGAUUACAUUAUUAAGCUCACAUCAACCAGAGCUACAGUCCAGAUGCUCUGUUAUUUUGUCUGACAUUGCCCAGGUGGACGGUAAUCAAAAUGUAAUUGCAGAAAUGGGUGGAAUUCCUCCUUUGGUCCAUCUGCUCUAUGGAGAAUUAGAAGAUGUGCUGGUGAAUUCUAUAAAUUGCGUCCGGGUUCUCUGUGUCCAAAAUCCAACCAACCAACGAGCAGUCAAAGACCUUGGUGGCAUUCCACUCCUUGUGGAACUUCUAGGUGUCAAGUCAGAUAUUUUGGUAAGUGCAUCCUCAGCUGCGAUUGCUGAACUUGCUAGAGGGAACAAGCUAAUUCAAGAUGUCAUAGCAAAAGAAAAUGCAAUUGAUCCUCUUAUUAACAUAAUUCGAGGAAGGAAACUCAAUAUUCAAGUGAAAGCUGCCAUGGCGAUAGAGGCGCUUGCUGAUCAUAAUGCUGCAAUACAAAAGGAGUUUUUGGACAGAGCUGUGUCGAAACAUAUUUCAAAACUCCUGAAGGUCUUUCAGCUGGACGUCCGAGAACAGGGCAGUAUAACCCUGUGGGCACUGGCAGGGCAAACACGUAAACAGCGAAAGAACAUGGCUGAACAGAUUGGCUAUAAUUUUAUCAUAGACAUGCUCUUAUCACCGUCUAAUAAGAUGCAAUAUGUAGGUGGAGAGGCUGUCAUUGCUCUAUGCAAAGACAGCAAACAUCACCAGGACCAAAUCUGUGACGGAAAUGGCAUUGGGCCUUUGGUACGACUCUUACGAAAUUCUAAGGUGGCUGAAGGAACUCUUCUCAGUAUUAUAAAAGCCAUGGGAACCAUGUGCAUUGGUGUUGCUCACAUAAAUAAUCCAGUCACCCAGGAUAAAAUAGUAGAGGAGCAGGCUUUGCCAACUCUCAUUCAUCUUCUGAAGACUCAUGGGUCUAUUAAAAUUAAGGUCGAAGUGGCCUGCACUCUAGCUUGCAUUGUCCUAAAGAACGCUGUUCUACAAGCUCAGCUACACGAGAUGGAUGAGUUUAAGUACACAGACGUUCUUGAUCUCCUACAUACACCUGAUAAGGAAAUUUGCUUACGAGCUGGGUAUGCACUAGCUCUGUUUGCCUACAACAGUACUCUGCAUCAGUUUUACAUCUUGGAGACAGGAGGCAUUGAAAUGGCAAUCUAUGAACCUUUCCUGGAGUCAGACAUUGAGACAGACAGAGCACAAGCUGCGUUUCAGGUUGUUGUUCUAGCAAGAGUUAUUGUCGAUAUGGAUCAAGUCUCACUGUCUGCCAGAGGUGUUACCAUAUUGACAGAGCUCCUGAACUCAAACAAUUCAGCAACUCUUCUAUUAGCCGGAGAGUUAAUUGCAAGUUUAGCUCACACCCGAGCAGGCAUUCCUGAAGCAAUAACCACACUUGGAACUGUGGAGAGCCUUUGCAAACUUUUAAACUCAGAAGAGGAGGAGGUUCGCAUGACUAGUGCAAAUGCAUUGGGGUAUUUGACCUUCAAUCGGACUGCAUAUCGCCAUCUGCUAGUGGAAUGUAGGAACAAACCAAACCUGUAUAACGUACUGAUUGGUAGCCUUAGCAAAGAUGCCAAAAUCUCCUAUCAAUUUACAGAGGAAUUUACAAUGCAACAACAUAUAGGAUUGCCCUCACUCAGCUUAGUCAUAAAUGGGGGACCUCCUGUGAAUCCUUCAUCCUGGAAAGGUUUACCAGAGCAUCCAAAAAGGGCAAAAUCACAUGUUCACUGGAGAGAAGAUUCACGCUCCAUAUCUGCAGUAUUUAGUUCAUCACAGAAACCCCACACAGCCAACGCACACAAUCGUUCGGUAACUAGCUUACCUACAUCACGCAUUCCAGCCGCUACAAGGCCAAAGACUGCACAUCUGGGGAACACAAAACCUUUUCAAACAAAGAAGAUACCAAGCAAAAUAGCAUAGUAUUGGUCAAUACAUAGAAGUAUGCUGCUUACUGUGAACAAUUCCAUCUGUAACACUAUUUCCUAUAGCACAAGACAGUGCUUGAAGUCCAUCCUUUCAGUUUAUGGAAAGUCCCAGCCUCACUGCUGUCUAUUAUUCCACAUAUGACUUUUUGCCUAAAAAAUUGGCUGUAUUUUUCUAUUGUAAAUAUAUAUUUUUGAGACUAAAUGCUAAUUUACAAUCUGAAAAAAGUGACUUAUGUCAAGUGUAGGGUAGUUUACAAUGUGCUAACCAAAUUGAUGCUUAGUUUAAUGUUUACAGGGCCAUUAAAUGAAUCUAUUACCACUGACAUGAAUGAAUCUCAAUGAAGUGGUCUGGAAGCAGUGGACUUUUAGUUUUAACCCUGCAAUAUAAAGCAUUGCUGUUUUGUAGCUACACCAACGCUUACAUUGCAGGGUUAAAUACACCUUUCAUGGCUGUCUACCUGACCGCCACUAGAGGCGCUUCUGCUGCAGGAACCAAAUCAAACACAGUUCUCUCAGCUAACCAUCUCAUAGAAGGAAAGCAGUGCUAGCUGUGCAUGCGCAUUUCAUCCCCAAUGCUCUUAUGAGGAGCACUGGAUUGGACGAAAGAAGCAAUCGCUGGAGGUGGAUCAAGCAGCUCCCAGGACUUGAUCUCAGAGCUAAAAAAAAAAAAAAA